Lindgomyces ingoldianus is the source of this 2079-nucleotide messenger RNA. RefSeq names its product nicotinate phosphoribosyltransferas-like protein. The transcript has 4 exons. Gene Ontology annotation, biological process: NAD+ biosynthetic process. Bases 316 to 1818 code for a protein of 500 amino acids. The record is from RefSeq and is a predicted model, not a curated record. Lineage: Eukaryota; Fungi; Ascomycota; Dothideomycetes; Pleosporales; Lindgomycetaceae. Gene Ontology annotation, molecular function: nicotinate phosphoribosyltransferase activity.
ACUGGAAUGAUGCGGCCACGGCCGCGGAAUCUUCCAUGGCAUCAUGGGUUUCAAUGGCACAUGGCGUUGCGGGCGCCUACUUAUCCGGUCACGAGAACAAGCAACAAUAGGAUGGGGUGCAGGGUGCAGGUGAUUAUCGCAGCCUUUCGUCAAUAGCUCCCCUUGCAUAACACGCUCCAAAUUCCAGGCUUCCACAGCUUAAGCUUCCCCCGGACUAACGUGUCGUGGGUGGGACGAAAGUACAAAGCUUGAGCUCCCCCACCAGCACUCCCUUCCCCCGGGGCACCUUCAUGGUUGACGCGAAUUAAGCUCAGUAUGGCUGCCAGUAGUUCCACGUUGCCUGAGGGCAUCUUCUCACUUCUAGAUACCGAUCUCUACAAGUUGACUAUGCAAUGUUGUGUUCUGAAAUUCUUCCCAGAUGUCUUGGUCACAUAUAGCUUCACCAAUCGAACACCAGACAAGAAACUCAGCCGUGCGGCCUUCAAGUGGCUUCAGGCUCAGGUAGACAAGCUUGAAAACAUCUCCCUCUCUGCCGAUGAGCUCCAAUUCCUUCAGACGACUUGCACCUACCUGAACGACUCAUACCUGCGAUUUCUCUCCGCCUUCCGCUUUCAGCCCUCGAAGCAGUUGAAACUGGUCUUCAAUCCGAUAGAAAAUUCUGGCCAAGACAGUGACCGCGGCGACUUCGCAAUACACACCGAGGGCUUGUGGGUGGACACCAUUCUGUACGAGAUACCGCUGCUUGCCCUGGUCAGCGAGGCCUACUUCAAGUUCUGCGACACUGAUUGGAGCCAUGCGGGACAGUUGGACAAGGCGUACCAGAAGGGCUUAAAGCUGCUCGAGGAAGGCUGCAUUUUCUCUGAAUUUGGCACUAGGAGACGCCGUGACUACCAUACCCAAGACCUCGUGCUCCAAGGCCUGCGUCGGGCACAGGACGAGGCAGCCAGGAAUGGAUGGAUGGGCCAGCUCACAGGUACAAGCAAUGUUCACUUCGCUAUGAAUCAUGGUAUUCUGCCAAUAGGCACAGUGGCGCAUGAGUGGUUCAUGGGGGUUGCUGCUAUCACAGACAACUACGAAAACUCGAGUGAGGUUGCAUUGCAGUAUUGGACAACAACGUUUGGAGAGGGUGUACUCGGGAUCGCUCUUACGGAUACGUUUGGAACACCAGCAUUUCUCCAGGCUUUCAAGAAACCGAUCUCUGCACUGGCAACCGCAGUCCCUAGUCCCAUGGCCACUCUGCCGUCAACGGACGGCACAACACUUCCCGACGUACAUUCAGUAGCGUCAACAAAGCCGCUGACGCAGGCCCCCGUUGAUGGACAGUCUCCCGCACAAACACCACGGAAAACGUACGCCCAGGUCUUUACAGGCGUGCGCCAAGAUUCCGGGGACCCUCUAGACUUUGUCAAGAUGAUGCGCGAGUUCUACGAUCAAGAGGGCAUCAAGGAGAAGAAGACAAUCGUGUUCUCAGAUUCUCUGAAUAUCGAACUAUGUUUGAAGUACAAGGCUGCGGCUGAGGCCCAAGGCUUCCAGCCCAGCUUUGGUGUGGGAACGUUCUUGACGAACGAUUUUGACCAAGAAUCGACUGGGAAAAAGUCGAUUCCACUCAAUAUAGUGAUUAAGAUCGCUUCCGCCUCAGGCCGUCACGCCGUCAAGAUCAGCGACAACAUCGGCAAGAACACGGGCGACAAGGCGACGGUGGAGGAGGUCAAGCACCGAUUGGGCUACACGGAAAAAUCGUGGGCUGGAGGCGACGAGAGCACUCGGUGGGGUAGCACAAAUCAGCCAGCCGCAUCUUCGGCAGCUGUGAAGUCAUGAAAGGGUGCUGUGAGUGCAUCUCGAAUUCUGGAAUCAGGAUGGACUUGCUGGACCGGUGUGGUGGGCAGUCACGGGAGAUGCAGGAGAGGCGUUCACGAGCUGAGAUGGAUGGGCUGAGCUUACUGGGGGACAUGUGUAGAAUAUUGACGCCCCGCUGCGGCGGUGCAUUAAUGGCCGUUCUAUCGAAUGCGAAUUAUAUGUGGCGCAGUUUCGCCGCAAUGCAUCCGCCGAGGCAUAAUGAUGGAUAAUGAUAAUGAUGGG